Exophiala xenobiotica is the source of this 1931-nucleotide messenger RNA. RefSeq lists its product as uncharacterized. The transcript is spliced from 2 exons. The record is from RefSeq and is a predicted model, not a curated record. The coding region runs from base 40 to 1551 and encodes 503 amino acids. Lineage: Eukaryota; Fungi; Ascomycota; Eurotiomycetes; Chaetothyriales; Herpotrichiellaceae. Gene Ontology annotation, cellular component: alpha DNA polymerase:primase complex. Gene Ontology annotation, biological process: DNA replication, synthesis of primer.
AUGCUGUUGUCUUGAACGCCCUUCAGCACCACCACCAAGAUGAUGCGAACAGACACCCGAUUCGAUGUGAAACGUAAGAAGGUCGACUACAAGAAGACUCAGUUUGCAACUGCCACGUUCAAGGAGCAAGAUUAUCCUUACCGCUUAUCCUUCUACGAUGUCCCACCAACCCAGGAAAUCAGUUUGGAGGAAUUCGAAACUUGGGCAAUAGACAGAUUAAGAAUUCUUGCUGAGAUCGAGGCGUGCUCAUUCAGAAACAAAUCCCCGCAAGAAACCGCUGCCCAUCUCGAGCCACUACUCAAGAAAUACCUUCCUCUUGCUUCCAAUUCUGCUGCCCCUGGCGGUGUGAUCGACCAACGCUUGCGAAAUGAACGGCGCAAGGAUCACUACUCGCACUUCAUCCUCCGGCUGGCGUUCUCCGGAACAGAAGACUUGCGAAGACGCUUCUCUAGGGUGGAGACCAUGCUGUUCAAGCUCCGCUUCCAAGCAGACGACAGCAGGGAAAGACGGGCAUUCGUGGAAAGCAUAAAUUUGAAUUGGGAAUUGGUACAAGAGGAGGAAAAGCGAGAGUUGGGUGAGCAGCUCCUUUCUGCAACACCGGGUCUGCGCCGGUUGGAGGAUGAGAAUUGGUUCAAAGUCGAAUGGACACGAGUACCGGAAUUGGUCGAGCAUCGGACAGUCCUCGUCCGAAAAGGCAAAGCUUACGUACCUAUGCGAGAACAGACGAGCAUGGUACUGACGGAAUUUGCCAACCGCCUCGAGAAAGGCCUCGAGUUGACCGCUCGUGCGUUACCUCGUCUGGACGAAGACGACCGCCUAACCCCCAUCCUCAACCACCUCUCCAAGAACUUUGCGACGCCUGAUGCUGGCUACUCGGAGUCUGAUUCAUCAGUUGCUGGUGCUCCCAUUAGUGCAGCAAACGUUGACAACCUGUCCCAGCAUUUCCCUCUGUGCAUGAAGCACCUCCAUUCGACCUUGCGCAAAAACAACCAUCUCAAACAUUACGGAAGACUCCAGUACACACUAUUCCUGAAGGGUAUUGGCUUGACGUUGGAGGACUGUCUGCUGUUCUGGCGGCAGAGCUUCAAACUCAUCACCGAUGACCAAUUCAACAAGGAAUACCGCUACAAUGUCCGACACGCAUAUGGUGAUGUUGGUGGCGACGUAAAUCGUCGCGGAAGAGGCUACGCACCAUACUCAUGCCAGAAGAUCUUGACAGAACAUCCGCCUGGAAUAGGUGAAGCACAUGGCUGUCCAUAUCGACACUUCAGCGUGGACAAUCUCACCAGUAUGCUUCAGGCCACGGGCGUGCAUGACCGAGAAGUGCUGCGAGGCGUUAAAGAAGAUGUAGAAAAGAAGAGGUUUCAUAUUGCCUGCAACCGGGUCUUUGAUUGGGCGCACAAGGCAGAAAUCAAGAAAGUCAAGGACGAGGGCAUAUGGGGCCCUGCCGAGUUGGAGACCAUUGUUCAUCCGAACACCUACUUCAAGAGGUCCUACCUGUUGAGAAAUUUGGGCAACCUACCCAAGCAGGAUGUGAAGAUGGAAGAGUGAUUGAUGUUGUGCAUGACGAUUAUAGGCGCAUGGCGUUCAAGGAAGGAAUACCACAUGAUUUCCCGGCUUCGAGGACAGGAAAGCAUGAGAGCGUCGGCUGAUCAUGAGAUUCUCGAUUCAGAAGCGAGCCCAUUACUCUGCAUGGCGUUAUAAGACAUUUGCAAGCACUGACACGCUCAUUUUGCGGCGCUGGCCGCCCCUGACGGCUGGAUAGUGGUCACGUGCAAGGCUGAACUCCCCUGAUCGGUGCUGGUGCUUGAUUGUCGCACACAUUGGAAAUCGACCCGCACGAACGACCGCCUGGUAGCUGCAGCUAUCUCUCAGCUGCCUCGGGUAUAUACGGAAAAACAGAUGUCAUUACUGUACCUAACCGCUUAUUA